CACGGACAUCUAUACAAUAGGGCAAUUAGCUCAUUUGCAAAGUAAAACAUUUUUUUUUAGGUGAAGUGGAACUCAAAUACAUGCGGACAUGGAUGACACACUCUUCCAACUGAAGUUUACAGCAAAACAGCUUGAGAAACUUGCCAAAAAGGCAGAGAAGGAUUCAAAAUCUGAGCAAGCCAAAGUUAAAAAGGCUCUUCAGUUGAAGAAUGUGGACGUUGCCAGAGUGUAUGCAGAGAAUGCCAUCCGUAAGAAGAACGAGGGCCUUAAUUGGCUGCGCAUGGCAUCUCGUGUUGAUGCUGUAGCCUCCAAGGUCCAGACUGCAGUCGCUAUGAAGGCGGUCACAAAGAAUAUGACGCAGGUCACCAAGGCACUCGACAAGGCACUGGGUUCCAUGGACCUGCAGAAGGUGUCUGCUGUCAUGGACAAGUUUGAGACACAGGUCCAGAACCUGGAUGUUCACACCUCUGUGAUGGAGGACUCGAUGAGCUCGGCCACCACGCUGACCACGCCCCAAGACCAGGUGGAUGACCUCAUCCUCCAGAUAGCAGAGGAGGGUGGUCUGGAGGUGAUGGACCAGCUCAGCCAGGUGCCUGCAGGUGCCACCUCACUGGGAGAGAGCUCGUCACGCUCACAGCACGAGAAGGAGGACCAGCUGUCCCGCAGGUUGGCAGCGUUGCGGAACUGAAGAUAUAUCUUGGGUAUUUGCGAGACAGAUGGAGGCUUGACAGCUGCUUGGGAACAGACAGCGGGGAGCUGUGUGACUCUAUCGAACUGUUCUUAUCGUGAUGACCUAAUGAGCCUAUUGAUUUCCAUUCCCACUUCUAUUUAUAUACACACUCACACUGUGUUGCUGAAUAUACCACCUGAGAAGGCAUGGGUCUCUCCUUUGCCUCUCUGUCCAUCUCUC
Molecule: messenger RNA, 910 nt
Organism: Oncorhynchus nerka (sockeye salmon)
Lineage: Eukaryota; Metazoa; Chordata; Actinopteri; Salmoniformes; Salmonidae
Product: charged multivesicular body protein 1a-like
Exons: 7
Coding region: 89-688 (199 amino acids)
Biological process (GO): late endosome to vacuole transport; endosome transport via multivesicular body sorting pathway; protein transport
Cellular component (GO): ESCRT III complex; multivesicular body
Source: RefSeq, a predicted model, not a curated record